AUGGAGAAACUCCAGCAAGUGAAGGGCUCCUUGAAACCCAGAAAGGCAACUCCUCAGCCAGGAGAAGAUGCCUUGAACUGCCAUCUUCCCCCUGGCUGGCAGAGCUAUAUGUCUCCCCAGGGCCGCAGGUACUAUGUGAACACCUUCACGAAUGAGACAACCUGGGAGCGGCCAAGCAGCGUGCCUGGGACUCCAAAGAGCCCUGGGACUCAGAGGAGCCCUGCAGUGAAUGGCUACCACGUCUCUGGGACCCCAGUACAUCAGCUGGACUCCAGUCAUAUGAGCCUCCGAAAAGUCAGUGGGGACCCACAGAUAAACUGUGUGACUUUCCCCCACCCUGAUGGAAUGCCGGAGCAGCAGUUGCUGAAACCUUCAGAAUGGAGCUACUGUGAUUAUUUCUGGGCUGAUAAGAAGGAUUCACAAGGGAACAAUACAGUAUCAGGAUUUGAAAUUCUUCUUCAAAAGCAACUUAAAGGGAGACAGAUGCAGAAAGAAAUGGCAGAAUUUGUUCGAGAAAGAAUAAAGAUUGAGGAAGAAUAUGCUAAGAACCUCUCCAAACUUUCUCAAAACUCCUUGGCUGCUCAAGAAGAAGGAACACUGGGAGAGGCUUGGGGUCAACUAAAGAAGAGUCUAGCAGAUGAAGCAGAGGUUCAUCUCAAAUUUUCGUCUAAGCUUCAGAGCGAGGUAGAGAAACCCCUGCUCAACUUUAGAGAGAACUUUAAGAAAGACAUGAAAAAGUGUGACCAUCAUAUUGCAGACUUACGGAAGCAUCUGGCCAGCCGCUACGCAGCAGUCGAAAAGGCCCGGAAAGCCUUGACAGAGAGACAGAAGGAUCUGGAAAUGAAAACUCAGCAACUAGAGGUGAAGCUCAGCAACAAGACAGAAGAAGAAAUUAAAAAGGCCAGACGGAAGUCUACCCAGGCAGGAGAUGACCUGAUGCGCUGUGUGGAUCUUUACAAUCAAGCCCAGUCCAAGUGGUUUGAAGAAAUGGUGACCACCACUCUGGAGCUUGAGAGACUAGAAGUAGAAAGGGUGGAGAUGAUUCGACAGCAUCUUUGCCAGUAUACACAGCUGCGGCAUGAGACAGACAUGUUCAACCAAAGCACAGUAGAGCUUGUGGAUCAGUUGCUUCGGAAAGUGGAUCCUGCCAAAGACAGAGAACUCUGGGUGAAAGAACACAAAACUGGAGAUAUCCGACCUGUGGACAUGGAAAUAUAGACUGAUAUGUGGUUAUAUGUGAUGGGUCCACUGAAUUAACCAGGCUAAAUUUUUUUUUUUUUUUUUAGUAGUCAGAAGAGCACAGAGAGAAGGUUGUUCCACUACCAGACACCUUGUAAUUUAUGCCUGCACGGGCUAUCUCUGUUACAUUUAGUCAUUAAAAUGGUCCUCAUUGUGCUAAGCCUUAAGCACCAAACAUUCCAGGGUUAAACCAGGUGUGCACUUCCCACCAGAGGUUCCCAAUUGGACGCAGCUUCUAGAAGAAAUCUGCUUUCUGGUACAGAGAGCUCUGUUCUUCAGUGACUUUGUGCUACAACCCUUGCAUGAUUCUGUUUAUAUGGUAUGUUAGAACAACCAUGCAAUGAGCUUCUGGCUAGCAAGUAGGUAACUAUUUGAACAUGAUGCAGGAAGCAAGGACGUCAUGAAUCCCAGGUCUGUCACUGACUGCUUACAUGGCCAUAGGCUGGUCAAUUAACUUUUCUGGCUCCCACAUCUAUAAUAAACAUACUUCUCACAUCAA
Molecule: messenger RNA, 1738 nt
Organism: Struthio camelus australis
Lineage: Eukaryota; Metazoa; Chordata; Aves; Struthioniformes; Struthionidae
Source: RefSeq, a predicted model, not a curated record